Prorocentrum cordatum is the source of this 2616-nucleotide messenger RNA. The record is from the annotation of a GenBank genome assembly. Lineage: Eukaryota; Dinophyceae; Prorocentrales; Prorocentraceae.
GCUUCCGAGCCCUUUGAGCAGGCUGCCCCCGCUCACUUCCCCCUUUGGGCGCGCCGCCGAGAGGAGGUGCUGGCGAGGCGCCUCGUGGGCGGCGUGGAGGCGCGGCUCCAGGAGAUGGUCCGCGUGCGGGAGGCGGAGCAGUCGGACUUCCUCGAGUCCCAGCGCCAACUGCGCCAGGGCCUCGAGGGCCAGGCGCCGCAGCUGGCGCGGGCCAAUCGCCGCCGGGAGGCACGCCGGGAGGUCGCGGAGGCGCGGGCGCUCCUCGCCCGGCGCGAGGCCGAGCUGGAGGCCGAGCUGGAGGAGGAGCGGCGCCGCGAGGAGGAGCUGCUGGAGCGCGCCGCCGCCUUGCAGAGGGCCGCCACGCGCAUCCAGGCCAGCCACCGGGGCAGCGUGGUGCGCAGGCAGCUGUCCACCGAGAGCGGGGCGGCGGGGCUGAAGUCCGGGCGCCAGGAGCUGCUGGAGCGAUGCGCCGAGGAGCUGGACGAGCUGCGCCGGCUGGAGGACCGGCUGGGCCUCAGGCAAGAGGAACUCCAGGAGGAGCUCGCCGACCGCGAGCGGCGCGCGGCGCAGCUGGAGGGGCGGCUAGAGAGGCUCAGCGAGGACGCCGAGGUGUCGAUGACACGGCUCGCCACGGAACACCAGGCAGCCGUCGAGACGCUGGAGCUCCACAUGCAGGAGGCGGUGAGGAUGUCCGAGGAGGAGGAGGCGGAGCAGCUGUCCCAGAUCUCUGCAGCGCGCGACGCGGCGCUGGAGCGCCACAGGCGGGCGCUGCCACAGGUCCCAGGGGCGGGCGGAGAGGCGCAGGCGGCGGCCAGGGAGGGCGCCACGGAGGCGCAGCAGGCCCGCGAGGACGCCGAGCACGUCCGCCGCGCCAGGGAGUUCGCGGGCGCGGCCUGGCUGGUGGUGUGCCGCGCCGCCUUCGACGAGGAGGCGCUGUUCGCCACCCUGUCCGACGUCCUCGAGGUGCCCCGUGGCUGCAUCCGGCUGCUCGACGCCGACGCCCCGCCGGAGGAGGAGCCGCCCUCGCGCACCGCCACGGCCUCCGCGGGCCCCGCCGCGGGCCAGCGGCUGCCCCCGCAGCAGCCCGGCGCGGCCAGAUGCGGCGCCGCGGAGGCCCCGCCGCAGGACCGGGAGCGGCCCGGAGGCCGCGCGGCGGGCGCCGCGGAGGCCCCGGCCGCGCCGCUGCGGGGCACGCGGCAGAUGCGGCGGGCCGGCAGGCCCGACGCCGUUGCAAAAGGGCAAAGGGCCGGCGAGGCCGCCCUGAACGCUAUCCACGCACGCGAGACUCUUUUUGGUUGGGCGGGGGGCUGCGGGAAUGCCUUUCGGUCCUGCCGUGUGCGGUGCAACCCGGGUCAGUUUGCGGGGGCGGCGUGCGCGGCGCCGAGCCUCGGCCGCCCUGCUCGCGCGUCUAGGCUUGGCCCCUCGCACCCCGCGUCCGCGCUCGGCGCCGAGAUCGGCCGCGACGGAGGCAAGUGCGACCUCGAGGCCCUCCGCAGCCAAGCCGACUUGUGCAUCUUUGAUCGCAGAGAGCUCCAAGGUCGCUAUUGCCCUGCGCUGCAGCGCUCCGCGGGCCCGAGCGCAUCUCGGCAGAGACCUCCGCUGGGCGAGAUCUCAUGCGGCCCCGCAGACGGCCCUGCCAAGCGAGUGAAUGCCCAAGACCAGCAGACGCUGCCCACGCGCGCGAACUUGCAUGCCAGGAGUGUCGACCUAGCCUGCCCCGCGCCGGUCAUGGAGAAUGGCGUUCGAGCCCGUCGGCAACGCAUGCGCCUCGGGCGUGCUGAUCACGUCUUCAACGCGCUGCCGGGCAAGGGACUUCGCGGCGGGCCCCCGGCGGUGGAAGCCCUCUUCCGCCCGCAGGGUCACCGCCUCCUGCUGCAGCUGCUGCGGCGGGCGCCCCAGGCGGCGAGGCCCUCGGAUCACGGCGCCCUGGCAGAGAAGGCGGGGCCAGCUGGCAGCCAUGCCGCUUCUGAAGCAGGCCCUCGGAUCGUGGCGCCCUGGCAUAGACGGCAGGGCCAGCUGGCGGCCAUGCCGCUCUGGAACGUGGCAGUCCUGGGUCCGGCAGGACUCCGGGCGGCCCACGUGGCGGUGCAGUCAGUGCGGGCGCUCCAGGCGCCGCCGGGCGCAGCCGCCGCCGGAAGGCUCGACGCCUCGCUGCGCUGCGCGGGGGCCUCGGCCCGGCGGCGGGCCUCGCGCGUGGGGUUUGCCCUCCUCUCAGCCCUCUUCGCCGCCGUGCUGGUGGGCCUGGUGCUGAACGCCAGCGUGAGCUUCGUUUCGGGCCCCACCGUGCAGCAGAGGGAGGCCCGCGUGUCCGCCAGCGUCCUCCGCAACAACCAGUUCGAGGACAUGACCGCCUACGACGCCCCGAGGCGCAAGCCGAACUUCAACGGCAUCCGCACAGGCCUCAGCGACCUUCUGAAGCCCCUCAACAGCGAGUACGGCGUGACCGAGGACAGCCCCGCCACGUACGUUGUCCUUGUGUUCGCGAUCGUAAUGCUGUUCCUUUUCUACACGCUUCUCCUGCUGAUCAACAAUCAGUCGGUCCUGCUGCCGCCAGAGGACGAGUUCGACGAGUACGUGGCGAACUUCCUCCCGUACUUCUUCUUCGGCGAGCGGUAG